AUGGAUCUUCCUGGUCUCGAAGGGGAAAUCCUGAUCCCGAUAGCCAGUGCAUACGCCGAUGAUCAUGCCCAUGUCCGCGCCAGCUCCGACGAAUCUCCCUUCCACCAUUCGAACGGCCCUCUCGCUCUACCCGCCCCCGUUGAGAAGAAGGCACCGGCGGCGGCUGUGGGGAUGGGGAUCACCUACAGGGAGUGCCUGAGGAACCACGCCGCCGCCAUGGGUGGGACGGUCCUCGACGGCUGCGGCGAGUUCAUGCCGAGCGGGGAGGAGGGCACACCGGAGGCCUUCCGCUGCUCCGCCUGCAACUGCCACCGGAACUUCCACCGGAAGGAGGUGGAGGGGGAGGCGAGCUACAGCUGCUACAGCCACUUCAAGGGGAUGAAGCUUUUAGGGCAGAACGGUGUUCUGAUCUCUGGAACUUCGGAGCCGUACUUCCUCGCGAGGGGUUCUCAUCCAAUGAUCAUGCCCUUGGGCGCCGCCCCGCCGCAGUCGUCGGAGUCGGAGGAGAUGGAGGGCGGCGCUCCGGCGGCGGUACCGGCGAUGAAGAAGAGGUUCAGGACGAAGUUCACGCCGGAGCAGAAGGAGAAGAUGCAGAGCUUCGCGGAGAAGGUGGGGUGGAGGUUGCAGAAGGAAGAGGAGGGCGCAGUGCAGCAGUUCUGCCAGGAGAUUGGGGUCAAGCGGAGGGUCCUCAAGGUGUGGAUGCACAACAACAAGAACAAUCUUGCCAAGAAGAGCCCCCUCCCCCUCGAAUGA
Messenger RNA from Spirodela intermedia, 753 nucleotides. Lineage: Eukaryota; Viridiplantae; Streptophyta; Magnoliopsida; Alismatales; Araceae. The record is from the annotation of a GenBank genome assembly.